Molecule: messenger RNA, 2723 nt
Organism: Zootermopsis nevadensis
Lineage: Eukaryota; Metazoa; Arthropoda; Insecta; Blattodea; Termopsidae
Product: glucose dehydrogenase [FAD, quinone]
Molecular function (GO): flavin adenine dinucleotide binding; oxidoreductase activity, acting on CH-OH group of donors
Source: RefSeq, a predicted model, not a curated record
AGAACCAAUAAGAUAUCGUGAGCGAAGUAAGCUUCAGUCUUUUAUUUAAAUACGAGAGUGGCUGGACAUAUGGUACAGUUGUUGCUAAACGCUUAAUGUCAGCAUGUCAGCUUUGCAGGCUGGUUGCAACUGCGCUGCACCGUACAUCGGCCCAGCUCUGACUGAAACAUGCGGUGCUGGAGCCUUUGCCAUCUUCAUGGGAAUGCUGGAUAUGUUCCUGAGAAAACAGUGUGACUUGGAGGACCCUUGCGGUCGGAUCAAAGGUCGAGAGACGGUCGACUCCACGGGCUAUGACUUCAUUGUUGUUGGCGGGGGUUCAGGAGGUGCAGUGGUUGCCAGUCGACUAUCGGAAGUUCCGGGAUGGAAGGUGCUGCUACUGGAGGCUGGGGGCGACGAGCCCCCGGGGUCACAAGUCCCGUCUAUGGUCAUCAAUUAUCAGGGCUCUGAGCUGGACUGGAACUAUAAAACCGAACCGGAACGAGUGGCGUGCUUGGGGAACCCGGAACAGCGAUGUGACUGGAUCAGGGGGAAGGUGCUGGGUGGAUCGAGCGUGCUAAAUGGCAUGAUGUAUAUACGAGGCCACCCAAGGGACUACAAUGCCUGGGCGAAAGCUGGCAAUACCGGGUGGAGCUACCAAGACGUUCUGCCCUACUUCAUGAAAUCAGAGGACAACCUGCAGAUGAACAAGAUGGACCGAGGCAUGCACGGGACGGGAGGGCCCCUCACUGUCACCCAGUUUCCCCACCGCCCACCCCUCGCCGAGGCCAUCCUUCAGGCGGGACGGGAACUUGGUUAUCCAGCGGACGUCGACCUGAAUGGCAAGAGUUACACCGGCUUUGUUAUAGCACAGACCACAUCCAGGAACGGUUCGCGGAUGAGCACUGCAAGGGCCUUUCUCCGGCCUGCGAGGAACCGACCCAACCUCCAUAUAAUAUUGAACGCGACAGUCACAAAAGUUCUUAUCAAUCCGACGACGAAAAAGGCCGAGGGUGUUGAAUUCGUCAGGAAGGGCAGCAAACAGACGGCUAGAGCCAGUAAAGAGGUCGUCCUCUCCGCAGGAGCGAUCAACUCGCCGCAACUACUGCUACUCUCUGGGGUCGGCCCCAAACAGCACCUCGCCAAGGUGCGAGUACCACUAGUGCACGACCUGAGAGGAGUCGGUCAGAAUCUGCACAACCAUGUCGCAGUGUUCAUCAACUUCCUGCUGCGUGAGAAUGCAACUGCUGACCUUGACUGGGCGGCCGCUACGGAGUACAUGCAGAACAGGAAGGGGCCGCUGUCAAGCACAGGCCUGUCGCAGAUAACAGCAAAGCUGAAUUCCAUGUACGCAGACCCUGCUGGAGACAAUCCCGAUGUUCAACUAUUCUUCGGUGGUUACCUUGCCAAUUGCGCCAGAACUGGAACAGUGGAAGAACCUGCGGAUACCGAGAAUCCUACCAACAAACGUAGUAUAAGUAUCUCGCCAGUUGUGCUGCAUCCAAAGAGUCGCGGAAACAUUACUUUGAACAGUUCCAACCCACUGGACCCACCCCUCAUGUACGCUAACUACUUAUCGGAUCCUUCUGACAUGGCAACUUUACUCGACGCCAUAAAUAUCUCUCUGAAGCUCGGAAAUACAAGAGUACUGAGAGAACGCUUCGGCUUUGAACUUGACAAGGCUCCAAUACCAUCCUGCGUUGAAAAAUCUUCUUUUGGCAGCCGAGGCUACUGGGAAUGUUACGCCAGAACUGCUACAGGACCGGAGAAUCACCAAGUUGGGUCAUGUCGUAUGGGACCUUCAAGUGAUCCAAUGGCGGUGGUAGACCCUGAACUUAGGGUCUAUGGCGUGAAAAACCUCAGAAUAGUGGAUGCUUCCAUCAUGCCAACGGUUGUAUCAGGAAACACAAAUGCUCCAGUCAUAAUGAUAGCGGAGAAAGGGUCAGAUAUGAUAAAGAAACAAUGGCUGCCGAAUAUUGCCAACAGGUUCGAUUUCGGAGAUGGGAAAGAGAAUGUCAGUGUCACCUCCGGACUUGCUGGAAAUAACCCCAGUCAUUAUGGAGGGUAUAACCACGGUGGUCAUCCAAACUGGGGUGGAUUUAGGCCUCAUUAUUGGCAGGGGGGUGUUGGAUCAAGUCACCAACAUCCAAAUCAAGGGUAUUACAGCGGACGAGCAUACCACCAAAAUCAAGGUUUUAUCGAUGCGGAAACACAUGGUUGGAACCAAGGACAUGCAGUUCACCAAUAUCAGAGCGGGUUCGACAAUGAAGCACACGGUAACACUGCCCACUACGUUAAUAGCGUUCACGCUGAGCCGGUGUUGCAGAGUACUGGACCAUCUAACAGCAGAACAAAUUCAUUUUUCUUCGUGCCUAAUAAGACGGGUCAAAGUGAUGAUGGGCAUUACCACAGUCCUUCACCUUUGGCACGCACCGGAAACAGUGUGAAGGGUAAUCAACAAAAUUAUUGGUUUCCUAAUAAACCAAAGCCACAACAAGCCCACUGAGUGAGAAACACACUUAGAGACAUACAGUGAAACCGAAAUAAAUAGAGAGAGAGAGAGAGAGAGAGUGUGUGUGUGUGUGUGUGUCGAGUAUAAACCCUAAAUAGUUGUUAAAUGACUGAUAUAUUUAAUAUGCAAAUAUACAGACACCUUUAAAAUAACAUGUGGUCAUGUUCCAGAUCGUAAUGCAUUUGUCAAGAAAGCAAUUUAGCCUCACAUGUGUAAUAUUACCAUUCGAAAUUUA